Molecule: messenger RNA, 1276 nt
Organism: Chroicocephalus ridibundus (black-headed gull)
Lineage: Eukaryota; Metazoa; Chordata; Aves; Charadriiformes; Laridae
Gene: MRPS18A
Product: mitochondrial ribosomal protein S18A
Exons: 6
Coding region: 56-628 (190 amino acids)
Biological process (GO): mitochondrial translation
Cellular component (GO): ribosome; mitochondrial small ribosomal subunit
Molecular function (GO): structural constituent of ribosome; small ribosomal subunit rRNA binding
Source: RefSeq, a predicted model, not a curated record
GCCCGCCCUUCCCGCCGGCGGAAGCGGGAGUGACGGCAGCGCCGGCGACGGCAAGAUGGCGGCGCCCAGCCUGCUGCGCGGCGGGUUGAGGCGGUUGUUCACUGGGCUUUUCGGAAACGGUUGGGCCUCGCCGCCGACCCGAGCCCUCCGGGAGGUCGUGGAGGUGACCGAAGGCAGCACGACCACAAUUGAAGGGAGAAUUAUAGAGGAUGCUGAAACACCAACUCCUCCAAACCCCUCUGGCCAGUGUCCCAUCUGUCGCUGGAACCUGAAGCAUAAGUACAGUUAUGUGGACGUCUUGCUGCUGAGUCAGUUUAUCCGCUCUGAUGGAGGGAUGCUGCCACGAAGGAUUACAGGCCUCUGUUUGGAGGAACACAAGAAAAUGGUUGUCUGUGUGCAGAUGGCUCACCGUGCAGGUUUGUUGCCAAACCACAGGCCUCCACUUCCUGAAGGGCAUAUUUCCAAGAAACCCAAGCUCAACAGGUAUCUGACCCGCUGGUCCAUCAAAUCUGCAAAGCCCAUCUGGAAGAGGGGCCCUAAGUGGUGCAAAAAGCCCAUGCCAGUUGGACACCCUUUGCUGAAGGAUAAUGUCAAAUAUACACACAAGCCUCUCUAUUUAAACCAUUAGUGGCCAGAACUGGCACACUCAGUAAGCACAGCUGUUUUCCACUGUUCUGCUUUUUUCGCAAGUUUGUCGGUAUGUCCAAUUUUCUUAUUCCAAAACUGUCAUUAGUACUCUAUAGUACUAUAUAGUACUAUAGUCUCAUAUUGUACUACAGUACAAUAUAGUCUCCAGUGAAUGAGCUGCUCCUCUAGGAGAAUACGGGAUUCAGCAAAGCAAACUUCAACGUGCAGAAUGAUUUGGAGAAAGCAGGGGGCAAAGACUUCUACCUCAAAGCCAGAAAGAAUCUGAAGGCCUUUGUUUCAUUAUGGUCCACGACUGGGUUUGGAAAAGGAUGUUUCCUUCUUUUUCCAGCAAUGAAUGGUGAUUCCCUAUUAACAUGUGUUUCAACUCAGAUUUGCCUUUUUUGGGCUUUGUACCUGUGAUACUGAUGGAAGGAAAAGUCUCCUGCAGCACGAUGUUUCCUUGUCAGUAACAGAAAUUGUUAUUGACUACUGAAAUGAUUUUUUUUAUAACCUGUACUACCCAUAAUUUGCAGCAGAACACCUGUGGCAGUGGCAGACAGGCAUGUGUGCAUCUUCCAUGUCCCCUUAAAGAUUCCUGGCUUGUGCUUCACUCCUGGAUCUAGCAAAUACAGAAUGUUGACAUCCUUGA